GAGGCUUCAUUUUUUGUGUUUUGUUCUCUCUCCCUCUCUGUGGACGAGUGAGCUUUUGCUGGCACAGGUACCUAUUCCUGCAAUUCUUUUGGGAAAGAGUUCCUUUCAGGCUUCGUGAGUUAUGGAGGCUGAGAAUGAGACGAAGAAUAAUGAAGCGGCUGAUUCUCCAACUUCCGUUCUCAAAGAUGAGGAGAUUUGUAAGGAGGAAGUCAAAGUUGAAACUGAGGAUGAUGGAACCCUGACUGAUGCACAAAAUGGAGACUCUUCCCUAAUAUCAGGAACAAUGGCCAAGGAAGAAGAUAAUUUAAAAGAAGCUCGUGUGAAGGAAGAGGAUGCUGAAAGGGAAAAGGAUAAUGAGAAAGGGCCUGGGAUGGAUGACACUCAGUUCACCAAAUUGGAUGAGCUCCUGACACAGACUCAGCUCUACUCACAAUUCCUCUUAGAAAAAAUGGAGGAUAUCACAUUUAAUGGAGUAGAGAGUCAAAAUGAAGAGAAAGCAAAUGGGAAGAAAAGAGGUCGUGGUGCGAAGAGGAAGGCUGCCACUCACUACAACAAUAGGAAAGCCAAGAAAGCAGUUGCAGCCAUGAUAACAAGAUCCCAGGAAGGGACAGCUCCUGAAGAUGCAAACCUGACUGAGGAGGAGAAAGCUGAAAAAGAGCAGGCCGAACUCGUGCCAUUGUUGACUGGAGGAAAAUUAAAGCCUUAUCAAAUCAAAGGGGUUAAGUGGAUGAUUUCAUUGUGGCAAAAUGGGCUGAAUGGAAUUCUGGCAGAUCAAAUGGGGCUUGGCAAAACUAUUCAAACUAUUGCAUUUCUAGCCCAUUUGAAAUGGAAAGGAUUGCACGGGCCAUACUUGAUAAUAGCUCCUCUUUCUACACUCUCGAACUGGAUAAAUGAGAUUUCAAGGUUUGUUCCUUCAAUGAGUUCAAUUAUUUACCAUGGUAACAAGAAAGAAAGGCAGGAGAUCAGAAGGAAGUACAUGACCAAAACAGAUGGCCUCAAAUUUCCCAUCAUAGUUACCUCGUAUGAGGUUGCACUAAAUGAUGCAAGAAAAGUUUUCAAACACUACAAUUGGAAAUAUCUUGUGGUAGAUGAGGGGCAUCGGCUGAAGAAUGCAAAAUGCAAAUUACUGAGAGAAUUGAAGCUGUUGCCUGUUGAAAAUAAGCUCCUGUUAACUGGAACGCCACUCCAGAACAACUUGGCUGAGCUUUGGUCAUUGUUGCAUUACAUUUUGCCUGAUAUUUUUUCAUCCCUAGAAGAAUUUGAGUCUUGGUUUGACCUGUCAGGAAUGUGCAACAGUGAAGCACAGCAGGAAGAGUUGGAGGAGAAGAGGAGGGUUCAAGUGAUAACAAAACUCCAUGCAAUAUUGAAACCUUUUCUCCUUCGAAGAAUGAAAUCGGAUGUUGAGCAGAUGCUUCCACGGAAAAAAGAGAUAAUCUUAUAUGCUAACAUGACUGAGCACCAAAAGAACUUUCAGGAUCAUUUGAUUAAUCAGACAUUGGAAAACUACUUACAAGAGAAAUCAAAUUACAGAUAUGGUAUGAAAGGAAAACUGAAUAAUUUAGUGAUUCAACUCCGGAAGAAUUGCAAUCAUCCUGACCUCUUGGAGUCAGCUUUCGAUGGGUCAUACACAUAUCCACCAGUUGAACAGUUGGUGGAGCAGUGUGGCAAAUUCCGCUUGCUGGACAGACUACUGGCACAACUAUUAGAUCGCAAGCACAAGGUUCUGAUAUUUUCACAGUGGACUAAGGUAUUGGAUAUAAUAGAUUAUUAUUUUAGUGAGAAGGGAUUUGAAGUUUGUAGGAUAGAUGGCAAUGUGAAGCUGGAAGAAAGGAAGAGUCAGAUUCAGGAGUUUAAUGACAUAAACAGCAACUAUAGGAUAUUUCUCCUCAGCACCAGGGCUGGUGGGCUUGGUAUCAAUCUCACUGCAGCUGAUACCUGCAUACUUUACGACAGUGAUUGGAACCCUCAAAUGGAUUUGCAGGCAAUGGAUAGAUGCCACAGGAUUGGGCAGACCAGGCCUGUUCAUGUAUACAGGCUAGCAACAGCCCAGUCGGUUGAAGGUCGCAUGUUAAAGAGAGCUUUUAGCAAGCUGAAGCUUGAGCAUGUGGUGAUUGGGAAAGGGCAGUUUCAGCAAGAAAGAACCAAGCCUAAUACUUUGGAGGUCCUUGAGGAAGAUGAUUUGCUGGCUCUCCUUCGAGAUGAAGAAAAUGCUGAAGACAAGCAGAUUCAGACAGACAUCAGUGACGAAGAUUUUCAAAAGGUUUUGGACCGCAGUGAUCUGAUUGCUGACGCCUCUAGUGGUGAUAAAUUAGCAAUUAAUGCCUUUCCUCUUAAUGGUCCUGGUUGGGAGGUGGUAAUGCCGACUAAAAGUGGAGGCAUGCUUUCUACACUUAAUAGCUGACAUUGGAUACAAUUUUUGUUAAGGCGGUGUUUUGGGGGACAUUGCUUUGGUUAAGAUCUUUUUGAUAUAGCACAUCCGGGACUCUAAAGAAUCGGGGUUUUGCAGAUGCAGUUUUGGUUGGCCUUCAGGACUGUUUGACUAGCCUGCAGUUUUGUAUUGAGCAGGAA
This is a messenger RNA of Telopea speciosissima, 2568 nucleotides long. Its product is annotated as ATP-dependent DNA helicase DDM1-like. The record is from RefSeq and is a predicted model, not a curated record. Gene Ontology annotation, molecular function: DNA binding; ATP-dependent chromatin remodeler activity; ATP binding. Gene Ontology annotation, cellular component: nucleus. Bases 122 to 2401 code for a protein of 759 amino acids. NCBI's taxonomy places the organism in Eukaryota, Viridiplantae, Streptophyta, Magnoliopsida, Proteales, Proteaceae. The transcript is spliced from 16 exons.